Molecule: messenger RNA, 1530 nt
Organism: Heterotrigona itama
Lineage: Eukaryota; Metazoa; Arthropoda; Insecta; Hymenoptera; Apidae
Source: the annotation of a GenBank genome assembly
UUUCUUAACACCGAUUGCAAGGGGAACCGAAGAACGAAAGACCGAGUGCAAAACAACGUCUGCACGCGGAUUUCAUCGGCGGUGGAAAUUGGCAGGCGGCGAAGGAUGUCGAAGAUCGGCUCGGGCCUUAUUUUGCUGGUUCGGCCGAUCUCGUUGGGUCGGCUGUUGACACGUAACGCCGUCCCGGCGCGCGUUCACCACUCAACUGGCCGGCAUGAUAAAAGUCCGUUCUUAUUCCGGCUGAUCAGUUGCUGUUCUGAACGUGGCAGGCGAACGAGCGUGCUCCUAUCUUCCAACAAUACAGUAAAUACGCUGGCUUCUCGUCAGUUUCUGUUCAGCAGGUACUGUUGCAACAACAAAGUAGACGACGACGAGAAAAUGUCUGCGGCGACGAAGAGAGAACCAGCUGCUGAGCAGUUGACUGAAUAUAAGAAACACUCAAAGGGCGAGCGGCCGGUAUUGCUGACCGGAAAUGGCACACCGAUCGCUAACAAGAAAGCCAGCUUAACGGUUGGUUCACAUGGCCCAAUAUUGCUUCAAGAUUUCGUCUAUUUGGACGAAAUGUCGCAUUUCGCCAGAGAAAGAAUUCCGGAGCGCGUGGUGCACGCGAAAGGAGCUGGUGCGUUCGGUUAUUUCGAAGUUACCCACGACAUUACGAGAUAUUGUAAGGCAAAGGUAUUCUCCUCCAUCGGAAAACGAACUCCCAUAGCCGUGAGGUUCUCCACCGUGGGCGGUGAGUCUGGUUCCGCGGAUACUGCCAGGGAUCCUCGUGGUUUUGCGGUCAAGUUUUACACCGAGGAAGGUAUCUGGGAUUUGGUGGGCAACAAUACGCCCAUUUUCUUCGUCAAGGACCCUCUAUUCUUCCCCAGCUUUAUCCACACGCAAAAAAGAAAUCCUGUUACUCACUUGAAGGACGCCGACAUGUUCUGGGACUUCCUUUCUCUAAGAACCGAGUCAAUGCAUCAGGUCAUGAUCCUGUUCUCGGAUCGAGGUAUUCCCGAUGGUUAUCGUCACAUGAACGGCUACGGCUCUCACACGUUCAAGCUCGUCAACGCACACAACGAGAUUGUUUACUGCAAAUUCCACUACAAGACCGACCAAGGGAUUAAAAAUAUCUUCAGCGAUAAGGCGGCUGAGAUAAGCAGCAGCGAUCCUGAUUACUCGAUCAGGGAUCUUUACAAUGCAAUUGCCUCAAAUAAUUAUCCGACUUGGACUUUCUACAUUCAAGUGAUGACUGCGAGCCAAGCGAAGAACUUCAGAUGGAAUCCCUUCGAUAUAACCAAAGUAAUGAUCGUAUGGCCGCACGACGAAUAUCCGCUCAUCCCUGUCGGCAAGCUAGUGUUGGAUCGAAAUCCCGACAAUUACUUUAAUGACGUGGAGCAAAUAGCCUUCGAUCCAGCUCACAUGGUGCCUGGUAUUGAACCAAGUCCUGACAAAUUGCUACAGGGUCGACUAUUCGCUUAUGGUGAUACUCACAGGCAUCGUCUUGGUCCGAAUCAUCUCCAAUUACCUGUGAACUGUCCAUACAAA